Molecule: messenger RNA, 2543 nt
Organism: Polychytrium aggregatum
Lineage: Eukaryota; Fungi; Chytridiomycota; Chytridiomycetes; Polychytriales
Exons: 3
Coding region: 137-2341 (734 amino acids)
Molecular function (GO): protein binding
Source: RefSeq, a predicted model, not a curated record
ACAAUCCCUUUCCGUGACUGAACACAGGCCAACAGACACUUUUCGUCUGCGGUCCUUUCUCAUCCGGCUUUGGCCUGCUCCCCGCUCGCCCUGCCUGCUCCGCUCGAUCGCAUUGCCGUCUCCGGCGCCCAUCCGAAUGCUCGUCGGCACACUCGGCCCUUCUCAGCCCCUCUCGGGGCUCCUGCUCUUGCUCCCGCUGGCUCUGGCCCAUACCGACACCCGGUUUGGUCCCCCGACCCUUUCGGCGUCGGCGUCGCUGUUGCCCACCGCCGCCCAGCACCAAACCUCCUCAGCACCAGCAUCAUCCUCGCCAGCCCCAAACUCCGUUGCCGCCUCGCUGUUGCCGGCGCCGUCUGUCGCCAGCCCAGCGUCCGUCGUUCAAUCGUCGGACACCUCGGUCCCAUCUCCUUCUCCGGCAGCGUCGUCCUCGCCCAGCCCCAUGGUCCUGUAUGCUGGCAUUGGCGUCGCUGGUGCGUUGCUGUUGGCGCUGGCCGCCCUGUGUGCCUUCCAGAGGAGCCGACGACGUCGAGCCCACAAAGCGCCUGCUCCGCCCGGUCCAUCUGGCUCCGUCGAAAUCGUGCACAUGGAUGCCUUCAAGGACACCGAUCUGGCCAAACUGCCGCCUGAGGAGCUGUCGAGGGCCGCCGUCGAACGCCGAAAGUCGAUUCCAUACUCGACGCGGGACACCCUGCUCAUGUAUGCCGACUCGACUGCGGGGGCAUCGGGCGAUGGUCUGCGCCUGCUCGUCGUCAACACCCAGAGCUGCUCCUGGAGGUUUGUCAAGGACGACCACUCUGACUCUUGGUCCGCUUCGCUAACCAGCGUCUCGUCGCAACGGCCCGAGACAGGCCCCCAGACCAUCCUUGUGGUGCCAUUUGCAUCUGAGGCCCAGUCUGCCGCUCCGCAACUCGAAGAAUCCGUUGCCUACAAGGCCUCGAUCAGCACCGAGUCGGUCCUGACCUUCCAUAACAACGAAACCAGCGUCCAUUUGCCCCUCGUCAUCCAGUCCGACUUUUCCAACCACACCUUCCGCAACUUUGUCCUCGAGUUCGAUCGGGUCCUCAAGCAGCUCGCCAAGCACAUCUUGAUGCCCGCGGCCCGCCUGGACUACUAUGAACAACUGGCUCAGUGCCAGCUGAGGCUGCGCCGGAUGGGCGAGGCGCUGAAGCUGCUCGAGCACUCCGAGGCCUGGAUCGAUACGAGGGUCAAGAUUGGAUAUGCCCCGCGGAGCCGGAACGAACUUGAGCUCAAGCGAGGCGACCGCAUCCUGGUGUUCUACCAGCCCUCGCCCGAGAUUGGAUACGCCAUCAACAUGCAAACCAAGGAGAUCGGUUUCCUACAAAUGAGCCAUCUCGAGAAGCUCCGCCCCGCUGGAAAGAACCCGAAUCGUCUGUCGACACUCUCCAGCUUCAGUGCUGACAACGGUUCGGCAUUCGGCGGCCCGUCGAUUGGCACCCAGGAUCGCCGUCCCUCCCAGGGCAAAGCCAACCACCUGGAGUACUUCUCGCAGGGCGGUGGCACUCGUGCGAUGAGCCCAGCCCUCGACCCGGCCGGCUCAUACAACUAUGGUGUGGCCCCGCUACCGUCUGAGUCCUCGAGUCUUCAUCGUCCUCAGCCAUCCUUCUCAGGACCAGCCGGCCGUAACAACAUCACCCGAGACCAUACGCUCGAACGCUGGCCCGUGCGAGUGGCCAGUCCGUACCAGCCGGUGCAGGACAGCUCGCUCCUCGACCAGCUCAACCGCUCGGCCACCCGCCAUGACGCCCGCCUCGCGGCUACCGCCGACCUCGACCUGAUUCGGACGCUCUCGAACCCUCUGUCGGUGACAUCAUCGACAUGGUCCGGCGAGUCUAAGCGCAGGAGUGUCGUGCUGAAUCCGCUGCCGUCACUGCCCGAGAUCGACAGGAUGAUCUCGACCAUCCACCAGGAGCAUGUCAGUGCCGAAGACGAAAUCAACAACAUAUAUCGAUCUAUGAGCACCAUCAUCACGAACCCGCCUGCCACGCUGAUCCACUCCCCAACGCCGCCGCUGCCCAUCCUUGCCCUCAAGGACUCGGCUAUGCGCGGGAACAACCCUCUCGAUCGGGCCGAGGAGGAGCAAGCCGGUCUGGACGAUCCCCCGUCGAGGCUUGAGGCUCCGGAUGGCAUUCAUACCUCUUAUCGAGGCGCCCUUGUUUCUGACGCAGACGGCCGUAUUUCGAAUCAGGAAGGACCUGGCCACGAUCGUCCUGGCGGCGGCCCCGGCAGCUUGUUCCAGAAAACCGGCGGAACCUCGAGCUGCGAGUCGAUGGCCACCACAAUCCAGCACGAGCAGGGCGACAGCAUGCCGCUCCUCAAGUGAUGUGCAUCACCAGAAUUGCGGCUCAGUCCCGCCGUCGUUACAUGAACCUUUCCAUUCUCUCUGCCUGCAUCGCCACGCCGCUCCAUACACCAAAGCACCCAUCAAUUACCUUUGGCGCCAGUUAUGCACCAACACCAGCCGUCACAACAACCGGCGGCAAAACUCCAUACAUUUUCCGCAAUAGAAGCCACCUUUCUUAUUA